AUGUCUCGGACAGACAGCGAACGAGCGUUGCAUUUGUACAAAGUUUUUAGCGCCCUGACGGAUGAUGUUGUUGCAUUUUUACGAGUUGCCAGACAGUACGAACAUGCUACUCGACUUGAGAUACCCAAUUUAAAGCAUGCAUCUACGGAUUUGGCGAAGUUGCUAGAAGAUGACUUGCAUGACCCCGAUUUUGCGAUCCGCCGGAAGGAAUACCGUGAACAGAAGUUUGGAAAAUCCAAAGGUGAAAGUAGCUCAGCAUCAAAAGCUGCAAAAGCACAACCCUCGUCCAAGGCGAACGAUAGUGUGGCAUCUAAAGACGUACCAAACUCUGGUACUAAAGCUCCAGCUGCGGAUCUAAUCGACUUCUUUGGGUCUAUUGAGGAAAAUCAGCCACCAGCAAAUCAACAGCUACCACCACAACAACCACAGCAGCAGAAUAUGCCAAUGCAAUUCCAGCAAACAGGUUUCCAGCAGCAGCCGGUACCAGCGGAGUUCCUACAGAAUCAAACGGGAUUUGCUCCUAACCCAAUGGGACAAAAUAUAAACCCGUUCGGCCAGUACGAUACACAAAUGCAGCAACAGCCACAGCAACAGCCUCCAGCGGCCCAGCCAUUACAAGCUUCUCACACAGGCGCGGGGUUCGGAGGUUACACCCCACAGCCUUUCCAGAGUCCAAGUCCACUUUCUGCUAUUCCACAGAACGGGGCUGUUCCCUUCCAGCGACCCAUGACAGCGGGUGCCACACCACGAGCCAACAACCCUUUCCGACAGUCUAUGCUUCCCACCGCAGACAACUUGUCAUCCCCCCAAUUACAGUCUCCUUCAACAUUGGCCAUGAAGCGGCAAUCUACCAACCCGUUUGCGAAACAACCUCCUGCUAUCCCUCCACAAUACCAAAUUCCCAACCCCAACCAAUACCCCAUGCCGUCAUCGUCUCCACCCCCUUCACAACAACAGCCUCAGCCCCUUCAGCCUCAGCGAACAGGAACAAACCCGUUUGCGCGGCCUCAGCCACAGCAGAGCCAGGAAGCACUGCCGGCCCAACGUCUACAGCCAAACCCAACUGGCAGUACAAACCCUUUCCGCCAAAGCGCUUUCAUAAACCAAGCCACGGGUCAAGGAUGGCAGAACGUUCCGCAGGGGACAAUGGGCGGACUAGAGAAGCUAGAAACCAUCCCUGUCUUCCCUCGGCCAGGUCAAAUGGCAUAG
Molecule: messenger RNA, 1209 nt
Organism: Trichophyton rubrum CBS 118892
Lineage: Eukaryota; Fungi; Ascomycota; Eurotiomycetes; Onygenales; Arthrodermataceae
Exons: 1
Coding region: 1-1209 (402 amino acids)
Biological process (GO): clathrin coat assembly
Cellular component (GO): clathrin-coated vesicle
Molecular function (GO): 1-phosphatidylinositol binding; clathrin binding
Source: RefSeq, a predicted model, not a curated record